Molecule: messenger RNA, 282 nt
Organism: Eptesicus fuscus (big brown bat)
Lineage: Eukaryota; Metazoa; Chordata; Mammalia; Chiroptera; Vespertilionidae
Gene: FAM240A
Product: family with sequence similarity 240 member A
Exons: 2
Coding region: 7-282 (91 amino acids)
Source: RefSeq, a predicted model, not a curated record
CAGGGGAUGAACAAUCAGUACGCCCGCCGGGAGGUCUUCUGCCGGAAUACCUGUCACGAGCUCAAACACUUCUGGGAAAGGGAAAUCGGCAAACAGACCUUCUACCGAGAAUCGGAGGAGCGUCGCCUGGGAAGAAGUGCGCUGAGAAAGCUCAGAGAAGAAUGGAAGCAGAGGCUGGAAACCAAGCUGAGGCUGAGGAACAAUCCAGACGAGACUGAAAAGCAGGCAAACGUUGGCCAAGAGCUUCUGGCUUCCUUGACACAAGAGGACACGGAGCACUGA